Cryptomeria japonica (Japanese cedar) is the source of this 366-nucleotide messenger RNA. Its product is annotated as 20 kDa chaperonin, chloroplastic-like. Gene Ontology annotation, molecular function: protein-folding chaperone binding; ATP binding; metal ion binding. The record is from RefSeq and is a predicted model, not a curated record. Gene Ontology annotation, cellular component: mitochondrial matrix; chloroplast. The coding region runs from base 1 to 366 and encodes 121 amino acids. NCBI's taxonomy places the organism in Eukaryota, Viridiplantae, Streptophyta, Pinopsida, Cupressales, Cupressaceae. The transcript has a single exon.
AUGGCGACCUAUCACAUGGGCAUGGCUUCAAAGCUCACGCUAAGGUCAUCUAAGGGCCUCAGACCAACUCUUUUAGCCUACGGACGACCUCCGUGUGUACAUGUCAAGCGGGUCCUUACAGUGAGAGCAAUUAUUGUUGUGGCUCCUAAGUUCUCUAUGGUUAAACCCCUAUGUGAGCAUGUGCUUGUUGAAAUUAAGGAAGCGCGAGAGAAAAUAGAGGGGGGAAUAUUGGUUCCUUCCAUGUCGCAGAAUAAGCUUCAAGGCAGAGAGGUAGUCGAUGUGGGCGACGACAAAAUCGCUGGUAAAGAAAAGCUUCAGGUUUCAGUUCAGAUCAGUGUCGAGGUUGUUUACUCAUCGUAUGCUUAA